Molecule: messenger RNA, 714 nt
Organism: Psilocybe cubensis
Lineage: Eukaryota; Fungi; Basidiomycota; Agaricomycetes; Agaricales; Agrocybaceae
Exons: 10
Coding region: 1-714 (237 amino acids)
Source: RefSeq, a predicted model, not a curated record
AUGGCCAUUUAUUAUGAUACAGUCACGCGAUAUGAACAUGCAAAGGCCAAUUCAUAUCCCAUUGCAGCUAGCGUGGGGGUGGAAAUUGUUAUUACCCUCAUUGUCCAGUGCUUCUUCUCAUUAAGAAUUUACAAAUUGUCAAACAGACUCCCCGUCAGCAUUUCCUGCCUCGUUUUUGCUCUAUUACGAUUUAUUGGAGGUGUGGCCAUAUCAGUGAAGACCUUUUCCGACGUCCCAAGAGGACCCGUGAAUGGGAUUGGGUUGGGUGUCCGUUUUGACUGGCUGAUUACUUCUGCAUUGACCUCUGGGGCGGCGACGGAUAUACUGAUUGCAAUAUGCAUGACGUAUUACCUGCGUAAAUUUGCUUCCCCCACCAACCUCACAUCAACGACCAUGAUUUUGAACAAGUUGAUUAGGUUUUCUUUGCAAACAGGGCUGAUAACUAGCAUGACCUCGGUAGCGGUUAUUAUUUGCUUCCAGGCAAUGCCCAACAUGAUCUGGUUUGGACUUUACAUCAUCUUGGCUAAAUUAUACUCAAACUCACUCUUUGUAUCACUCAACGCACGUCCUGUGAGACAAAACGGGAAUGCAAGAGGAAAUCUUACACAUCGAAGUAUUUUGGAGUUCUCACCAGGAACGGAGCCAAUCUCGAUUUCAUUCCAAACCUCCCGGCCUGGGGAUUUGAAACCGGUGUUCAAGAUUGAUGAUGUUUAA